CACACACACACACACACACACACACCAGUCAUAGCUGAGUGACGGCAGGUCGCCAUGGCAACUGCGUUACGCUCCGGGCAGCCGGGGAGGGGGGGUUAGAGAAAACAAGCGCGUGAGGACACGGUUCACUCUUCAUUUCAGCACCACGCGCCUCCUGGACAGCGCCCGCAUGAACUCGCGCGCACAUUCUACCUCCAGAGGGGACGGAACCGAAGCAGAACCGAGUCGAAACGGAGCCGAGGGAGAAACGUACACCACCAACAACAACAAGGCGAGGGGCAGGAACUCUGCGGACCUGUUAGUUCGGUUCAUAUAAUCCGGACUUCCGAGCCAGGAGCGGGUCGCUCCGUGAAGAACCGCAGCAACAGGGCAGCAGCAGCAGCAUGUCUGAGAAGAAGCCCAGCCAGCGGUUUCACAGCCUGAACUCGGAGCAGGUGGAGGUUCUCCACCAGGUGCUUUCAGAGGUGGUUCCCAUCCACGGCCGCGGGAACUUCCCCACGCUGGAGCUGCGCCCUCGUGACAUCAUCAUAGCGGUGCGAGCCAGGCUGCAGAGGCAGGGCAUCGUGGUCAGAGAUGUGCGUCUGAACGGCUCCACGGCUAGCCAUGUCCUCGUGCGGGACAACGGAACGAGCUACAAGGACCUGGACAUCAUCUUCGGAGUGGAGCUACCGAGUCAGGAGGAGUUCCAGGUGAUUAAAGAGUCGGUGCUGGGCUGCCUGCUGGACUGCCUGCCUGCUGGAGUUAACAGAGAGCGGAUCAGCAGUGCCACAAUGAAGGAGGCCUACGUUCAGAAAAUGGUCAAAGUCUUCAACGACCACGACCGCUGGAGCCUCAUCUCCCUGUCAAACAACAGCGGCAAAAACCUGGAGCUCAAAUUUGUGAGUGCGCUAAGGCGCCAGUUUGAGUUCAGUGUGGACUCUUUCCAGAUCAUUCUCGACCGUCUCCUGGAGUCCUACAUGCAGCAGGACUCGCAGAACAAACUAUAUACGGUUAAUGGUAAGGACCGUGCAGCAGAGGGUGAGAAUAACUCUUCCUCUGUGCACAGUCAGUCCACCACUUCAGACUCAGAGAAGUCCACAGUUGUAUCCAAUGAACACAAGGCUCAGAUCAGCCGGAUGCAACCCAGAGAUGAAGUGCAUGAAAAGGAGUCUCAGACCGAGUUCUUACAAGUGGAGCUUUCAACCCAGACAAAACCCUGUGACGCACAGAAAGAGGAAACACCUGCAGAGCCUGAAGAAGUGUCUGAGCACAACACAAACCCAAACAAGACAGAGCAGACAUCUCUGUCUGAAAAGAAACAAACUUCUGAAAAGCCCGAGCUACCGGAUCAGACUGAACAAUCCAAGCUCUUAGAUGAGUCGAAGUCCAUAAUGACAACAGAACAGUUGGAGCAAACCAAGCCCUGUAAUGGUCAACAAGCAGAAGACUUAAAUCACAGUGAACUUUCUGCACUGAAAGAACUAACUAACCACACAGAACCGCUUGGAAAACAGAGAAAACUCACGGGACAGAUGGGACAUUCUGAUCCACUCAACACCUCCAAAAUAACUCAGUGUCUAAACCGUGCAGAGGAGCCUCACAGUACGGAGCAAUCUGAUAAAACCGACUUAUCUAAGCAUUUCACAGAGGAUCAGAGAGGAAACGAGGAAGAUAAAAAUCAGCACGUGUUUGCUCUAGACUCAUGUGCAAACUUAGAGACCCAGCUAAAAGAUGAAGGAAAACAGGAAAAGGAGAACAGUGAGCAGAUUGAAGCAGAGAGAGAAAAUGAUCUGAAAAUCUGUGAAAUCACAGAGAUUUCAGCAUUAGAGGAGAAACCUGUAGAAGACACAAAGGGUAUUGAUUGUUCCUGCUCCACCUCUUCCACUCUUCCACUUAGCAACACACAGCCCACUGACACCGAGGAUACACCAGAGACUCACAGCACACAGCACACAGAUAACUCAGAGAAAACAGCCAGCACACUCGAUGCUGUCAGCCCUCCAGAUUCUCAGGAAAUUUUACCCGCACCACCUAGCCUUGUUUCUGACAAAAAGACCUCCUCUGCUCCCUGCAGUAAGGUCUCAGAAAGACUGUCUCACAUGGUGGUGCUCAAACACUCAUCCCCAAAACCUCCUCGGAGGAUGUGUCGAAAGGUUACCUCUUAUCCUCACCCCAGCCAAGCCUCUGAAAAUGAACUGCUUGUUGCACCUUGUCCAGAUUAUCACCCUUGUUCCACAAAUGAACCAGACAAAGUCUUUGACCUGAAACCAGCAUGUCCCAUUUCAUGCCCUACAACUAUACCAACAAGUAUUUCUGAACGUAAUCCUUCCAAUGACCCAUCUUCAGCAGCUGAUCUUACCUCAGAUCCUGUUCCAGCCCCUGAUAUAGUUUCCACCUCAUGCCCAGAUCCUGUGACUAUGAUACCUCAAGAGACAUCUACCUCUCAGAAAACUGCUGAUGGUUUAUGUGAAACAGGCGUAAAGGAAACACUGAAUACAUGUGUUGUUUUCAAUGAGCAAAGCCAGCCCUGCCCCAGAGAAACUGUCUCCGAACUCAAAGAGUCAGAGCCUUUUAACCAACCGGUUUCUCACACCAACAUAUCCAGCUCUAAAAUCCAAGAACCUGCACCCACAGUUGAUGGAGCUGAGGUCCGAACAGAAGAACAGACCAAAAAUAUUACCCCAAAUCCACAAGAAAAUACUUCAUCACUCCCAUCUCACAGCAUCGUUCCUCCUCUUCUCAGUUUCACCCCCUCACCCCCCAGCCACAGUCCUCCCCCAUGCCUGACCCCUCCAUCGCCAAUGCUAAGCACCAUGAGCCCCACCACCAGCUUCAGUUCUCCUCCUCAAAGUUUCAGCCCAACCUCAUCCUGCCUCAGCUCGCCUCCGUACCUCACCCCUCCCAUGCUUAGCCUUAGCCCUCCUCCGCUGUGUCCAUCCCCACCGUCCCCCUGCCUCAGCCCUCCCCUCCUCUGCUUCACUCCGUCAGUGGAGUCUGGAGAGCUUUUACCUCAGGUAGCUUCAAACAUGGAGCCUUUGAUUGUGAAUGCUGACAGGGAUGAACAGAUUAAUGGUCCGUCCCCUCAAUCAGGAGUUCCUCCGUUACCAUUGGAUGAUAAAAUGGACCAUAGCUAUAGCUCACUGAUGCCUCAGGUUGAUGAGCCUGUCUCUUUUCCCAUCACAAUUCCAAGUUCCACCUCACAUAUGUUGCCUCAUUCCACUUCUGAAGGCUCAGGGAAUUCUGCUUCUUCUACAAACAGUGAGGUGCCCAAAACUGUACCUGACAAUACAAAGACCCCUAAAGUAACCACAGACGCAUCUGAACUGUGUAACUGCCCUCGAGGAUCGGACUCGGUCCCUGAUGUUGAGGUUCUAGCAGAGAGCAUGUACGGCGACUUUGAGGCAGCAAUGGACCACCUGCGCUAUCGUUUGAUCGCUACCAGAAACCCAGAGGAGAUCCGAGGUGGUGGCUUAUUAAAAUACAGCAACCUCCUGGUCAGAGACUACCGACCAGCCAGCGAGACUCAGAUAAAGACUCUGGAGCGCUACAUGUGCUCGCGCUUUUUCAUCGAUUUCCCCGACGUGCAGGAGCAGCAGAGGAAGAUCCUGUCCUACUUGAAGAACCACUUCAUCGGAGAAGAGAGGAGCAAGUACCAGUACUUGAUGACGUUGCGUCGCGUCAUAGAUGACAGCACGGUGUGUCUGAUGGGCCACGAGAGGCGUCAGACGCUGAACAUGAUCACAGUGCUGGCGCUCAAGGUUCUCGGUGAACAAAACAUUAUCCCCAACACAGAUCACGUGACGUGUUUCUACCAGCCAGCUCCGUACAUGGCUGAGCACAGUGCUCCCUAUCUCACAGAACCCAGCUACUGCAGCUACUACAUCCCACAGGGGGGRUCGACUCUGCUGUACCAACCUUACCCAUUACACCUGCACCCACAGACCGGACUAGUCUGAGACCCUCGUGAUCAUACACAAAACACACAACUGAGCAAAAUGUUUGCAGAAGAGCCAGAGAAAGGAAAUAUUAUCCAGGGAUGAACUGUUUGGUCUAUAAUAGACCUGUGGGGGUGGGAUUGAGUGGGAUUUACAGUGAACUUAUUGAGUACUCCAUAAGGUUCUAACACGAUUAUAUCUAAUUACCCAGGCUUUGUGGGGAAAAAACUAAUUCUUCCGAUAUUGUUCAAAUUCCAGAAAAUGCUGUUUGCACUGCAUGAGUCAUAGACCUUUGGUCUCCCUGGGAAACCAACUGCGCUGUUCGCACACACUUACACACACACACACACACACA
Messenger RNA from Austrofundulus limnaeus, 4269 nucleotides. RefSeq names its product flocculation protein FLO11. Bases 384 to 3935 code for a protein of 1183 amino acids. Gene Ontology annotation, molecular function: poly(A) RNA polymerase activity; RNA binding. Gene Ontology annotation, biological process: mRNA stabilization. The record is from RefSeq and is a predicted model, not a curated record. The transcript is spliced from 3 exons. NCBI's taxonomy places the organism in Eukaryota, Metazoa, Chordata, Actinopteri, Cyprinodontiformes, Rivulidae.